Adineta ricciae is the source of this 1872-nucleotide messenger RNA. The record is from the annotation of a GenBank genome assembly. Lineage: Eukaryota; Metazoa; Rotifera; Eurotatoria; Adinetida; Adinetidae.
AUGAAUUCAGCUUCAUCUGAUUCAGUCGAAACUUCGUCUUCAAGAGUUAACAAUAUCUACUCAGCAUUGCCCGAUACAUCAAACGUAAUCCGUGCAUCGAGUAACAGUACUGUUGAUCAAUUAACGACGAAAUCAAAUCGAUAUUUUUCUUGUACUAUUUGUAAUAUUGAACUAUCUAAUCAAAAACUUUUUAAUUCGCAUUUGAACAGUCAGCAACAUCAACAAGCUCAAAGUAUCCAUGAUGUUUUACAAUCAGUCGCGCCAGAAUAUCGUUCUGCAUACAAAGCAAUGUUUUCGCCUGAAAUGUUGAACAAAAAGGUAUUCAAUCGUGAAUUACUUUGUGAAGAACAAAUCAAGCAAACAAGAGAACCUCUGUUGGGAUUAAACUACAUUAUCGAAUUUCAAUUUGAAAAUACGCCGAAUUCUGCUCAAUAUAUUUGUGAUCUAUGUCGUUGUAAAUGUUCAUUUCAAUCCAUUCUUCCACACAUAACAAACAUUCAACAUCAACGAAAAUUUUUAAAAAUUCAUCACCCAGACAUGUAUGAGCGAGUCCUAACAGCGUCAACGAUCCGUUCUGAACAACAACGUUUGAUUGAGAAUUAUGCAAAACAGAUACAAUCAAGAUAUGGCGGGCCGGGAACGAUUCAAUUACAUGUUCAAUUGAAUUCAUUUGUUGGACAAAGGCCAGUUGUUCUUGCAGUGAUAUACAAAUCGUCCACAGAUCAAUAUACUAAAGUACAACAAAAACCUGUCAUACAGUUGGCAUCAAAAACAUUUGAAGAAUUCGAUUAUCGAUAUGAAAAUGAACUAGACGGUAGUCGUGUUAAUGCUGCAAAGAUAGAAUAUGAAGCGACAAGAACAUCUGAAUUAACGGAAACGACUUGUCAAGAUUCGAUUCAACGUGGUCUAUCGCCAGAAGAUCUACUCUAUCCGUUUGAUCGACAGUUUUGGUAUCAAAACUAUAAAGAUCUGCUCGAAUCUCGGCCCAUCGACCCACAUUCAGUUACUUACCAAGAAGUAAUAUCUGACACGAAUAAAAUACCACCAUUCCUAAAUAUAACAGAAAAUACACGUACCUCUCCCGUGCCAAUCAAUAUGAAUGAAAACUGUGCAACAUUGGAAAAUGGACAAACUAUACGCCGAAAUACUAGUCAACCGUCUAAUCGCCGUGUGAUACUUGAUACAAAUCGAACCCCGACAUUGACCAAUACUGGAACACUACGAAUAUCUCCGACAAAACCUCGGCCCAACUUCGAUGGCUAUACUUUAUUAAAUGAGCAACAAAAGAAAACCAAUGGUACUAGUGCUGUACUUAAUGAACAAUCAGCACGUGCCAUCUUAGCAGCCAGUGGUCUUUUACAAUCUGAUGAAGAAGAUGAAUAUAAUAUGGAUAGGCUGCAUUCGUCAUCGAAUAAAACAAGGGAAGAGUUGAAGAAAAAAUCGGAAAGAGUCGUGUCGCCCGCAAUUGCAAAACGAAUGCUUGAUGCUGUUCUAACUGGCGAUUUAGAUGUUGCGCAUAUUCAACCGUACUUCUCUACAUUCGUCGAUCUAAUUCAGUCCGGUCAAGUCGAACUGGAACGUCAUCAAGCAGAAAGACUACUGCAUAAAGUUCUAGUUACAUCAUCGUCAUCAUGCGGAUCACCAAAAAUCAAAUCUGAACCAACAACCGAUAGUAAUAAACGGCCACGAUCAACUAGUUCCACGAGAGAGCAUCGUUCUUUGUCGUCGUCAACUCGAUAUCGUCGAUAUCCUGACGACUAUCGCUCUUCAACAGAAACGAAUUCCAAUAAGUAUUCGACAUCAUCGAUGACAAGACGUGUUCAUCUGACAAACGAGAAUAAAACAAUGAAUGGAAAACAAUCCUCACAGUAG